Salvelinus fontinalis (brook trout) is the source of this 1007-nucleotide messenger RNA. Its product is annotated as DNA replication licensing factor mcm2-like. The coding region runs from base 38 to 445 and encodes 135 amino acids. Lineage: Eukaryota; Metazoa; Chordata; Actinopteri; Salmoniformes; Salmonidae. The record is from RefSeq and is a predicted model, not a curated record. The transcript is spliced from 3 exons.
GGGCAGUAUCCCCAUCACGGUGCGUCACAUCGAGUCUAUGAUCCGCAUGGCGGAGGCCCACGCCAGGAUGCACCUCCGAGACUACGUAGUGGAGGAUGACGUCAACAUGGCCAUCCGAGUCAUGCUGGAGAGCUUCAUCGACACUCAGAAGUUCAGCGUCAUGAGGAGCAUGAGGAAGACGUUUGCCCGUUACCUGGCAUUCAGACGAGACAACAAUGAGUUGCUGCUGUUCAUCCUGAAGCAGCUGGUGUCAGAGCAGGUGGCGUAUCAGAGGAACCGGUACGGAGCACAGCAGGACACCAUCGAGAUCCCAGAGAAAGACCUGGUGGACAAGGCCAGACAGAUCAGCAUCCAGAACCUGUCAGCGUUCUAUGACAGCGAUGCCUUCCGAUCUAACAAGUUCUCUCACGACAUGAAGAAGAAGUUGAUUCUGCAACAGUUUUAAAUCUGUUUCCUGGGUAAAAAAAGACGAGCCUCUGUCUGUGUUCUAAAUUCACCCUUUCCCUAUGUAGUUCACUACUUUUGAAUAGGGCCCAUAGGGGUGUGAUUUUUUUUGGGGGGGGGACACAGCCUGUCUGGAUGUGUAAAUAGUUGUGAAUGUUUGUCAUCCUGUUGUUGGCUAAAAGAAGAGUCCUAAUAGGAUCUAAAUGGCCUGAUUUUAAUGCUAUCGAUGUUACAAUUUGUAUCUGUUAAUGUAUAAGUGUUGUGGACGUAGCCUAUACCUGCAUUCCAAAGAACUUUCUACUUUUACAUCUUGGAACACAGCUUGUGUGUUUUUGUAACAGGCUUUUUGACAUUUAACUGUAUUAAUGUUUCGAAAGUUAUUUAAAAACAUAUAUUUUUUUGAUAAUCUGAUUUCAUGUUAGACUAUCUUCUCGACGCUGAAAUAUGAUGUAAUAUUUUUUCCUUCUGGACCAAUGACUUUCUGAUCACCUUCACGAUUUCCUGUUUUGGUCUGUGACUAGAAUUCUGGGAUCAUGUUUUGAUAAUAAAUUACAUUUGUAGAA